AUGGCCUCCCGCUCGCAAUUCGUGCGUGUGCUCCUUCGGCGGGUAGAACAGCCGUCCAAUCGUGUUCCCCGACGCACACUCUCGACCUCGCCCCCUCCUCCGCGCUCUUCCCCGUCCAGUCCCAAAGACCCGCGCUCCCGCCUCCGCCAGUUCAAUGACCGUCUCCCUCGCUUUCUGCGCACCUUGACCACACCCCUACUCGGCGCUCCAGUGACUCAUGUAACCUCAUUCCUGAUUCUCCACGAGAUCACCGCCGUGGUGCCGCUAUUCGGCCUCGUCGCGGCAUUCCAUUACGGGGGCUGGAUGCCCGAUCUCACGUCCGACGGCGAGAGCAAUGCCUUUGAAGAAGGGACCGCGCGCUUUGGGAAGUGGUUGCGGAAAAAGGGGUGGGUCGAUGAGGCGGACGUGAAUGCUGUAGCGGAGCAUGAGACUACGACAGAUGCUAGUAAAAGGGACAAGGAGCGGACCGGGGUACGGUUGCUGCUGGAGUUCGCGACGGCCUACGCAAUUACAAAGGCACUGCUCCCUGUCCGCAUUGCGGCGAGUGUCGCGGCCACGCCGUGGUUUGCAAGGACAGUCCUCACGCCAACGGCAAAUAUAGCCAGGAGACUGCUGGGGAGGGGCUAG
This is a messenger RNA of Penicillium lagena, 627 nucleotides long. RefSeq lists its product as uncharacterized. Bases 1 to 627 code for a protein of 208 amino acids. Lineage: Eukaryota; Fungi; Ascomycota; Eurotiomycetes; Eurotiales; Aspergillaceae. The transcript has a single exon. The record is from RefSeq and is a predicted model, not a curated record. Gene Ontology annotation, cellular component: mitochondrion.